AUGUCGUCCAUGCUGGCCGGUGGCCCCAACAUCCUGCAGAUGUGCAGCAGCUUCGAAGCGAACAAGUCCACGAAGGGCGCUUCGAAGCUCCGUCGGGACCUGAUCAACGCCGAGAUCUCGAACCUGCGGGACCUGCUGCCGCUGCCGUCGUCGACGCGGCAGAGGUUGUCGCAGUUGCAACUCAUGGCGCUGGUGUGCGUGUACGUGCGAAAGGCAAACUACUUCCAACACACUUUUGAAACAAUAUUCCGGAAACAUGACGUGCUGCCCGAGGUCCCACUUAUCCACUUUGGGUUCUCAAAGGCGAUGAGUGGCUUUCUGAUGAUGAUGACGCAAAACGGGAAGCUCCUCUACAUUUCGGACAAUGCUGCCGAAUACCUUGGCCACUCUAUGGAGGACCUCCUCAUCCACGGCGACAGCGUGUACGACAUCAUCGAGAAGCAGGACCACCAGGCGAUCCAGGCCGAGCUGAUGCGCAGCCCGAACCCGCUGGGAGUCCUGCACCACGAGCCUGACACGAGGCUCUUCCUCUGCCGCAUGAACGUGUCGCGAAACGCACGCCGACAAAUGCGCUUCGGUGACCAGAAGGUGGUUCUGGUGCAGGGUCACUUCGUGUCGUACCUACCGCUGUGCAGCCGAAACGAACCCGUCUUCCUGGCCACGUGCACGCCCGUGGCCAUGCCUGAGACGCGAGAGUGCGUCGUCCAGGGUUCAACAUCCGUGUUCACCUCCAUACACUCCAUGGACAUGAAGUUCCUACAUUUGGACAGGAACGGUGAGUUCCAUCUCGGUUACCAAAAGUCCAGCCUUCAGAGCAUCUCCUGGUACGAACUUGUCCACUGGGAGCACCUAAGGGAAGCACAGUCAAAGCACCGUCUAAUUACGCAAUCGGAGCAGGAGCGAUCGUGCAUCUUGUUGGUGCGGUUGCAGACAAGUCGUUCGGGCUGGCUGUGGGUGCACGCAGUGCUCCAGGUGAAGGAUGGCUCUGACAGCUCUCAGCAGCCCGUUAUCGUAUGCACUAACCAAGUUCUCAGCGAACGAGAAGCAGCCGUGAUGCGGGCCAACUCUUGGCUCUACCAAUACUACUCUCUCCACUCGAAGAUGCACUACGGCCUCGCGUACGAAGCAACACGCCUGCCAGCUUACUACCCAACUCCUGUGAUGCCCUAUCCACCACCUCCCCCGCCUCCACCACCACGAGAAGUGCCGCAAGCACCGCUACCACACUCGCCUUAUCCCCUUGCCCCAUCACCUCAAUGGAGCACCAGUCCCUCAUCAUCCACAACACCACCCUGGUGUGCUCCAGUACGGCGGCCCGUCUCCACACAGUGGUCUUCCUUACAGCAGCGUCGCUACUAGCGCCGCAGCAAGCCGCAGCUUCAGCAUGUGC
Molecule: messenger RNA, 1390 nt
Organism: Rhipicephalus microplus (southern cattle tick)
Lineage: Eukaryota; Metazoa; Arthropoda; Arachnida; Ixodida; Ixodidae
Gene: dysf
Product: neuronal PAS domain protein dysfusion
Biological process (GO): regulation of transcription by RNA polymerase II
Molecular function (GO): protein dimerization activity; RNA polymerase II transcription regulatory region sequence-specific DNA binding; DNA-binding transcription factor activity, RNA polymerase II-specific
Source: RefSeq, a predicted model, not a curated record